GUGUUCGAAAGCAGAGAGAGAGAGAGCUUCAACAACGCCAUUUUUGACGAUUUUUCGAAUCUCUCUUUCAUUCGGUGAAUUCUUCGUCCAGGUGAAUCGGAGGAAGCUCGAAAGUGGAAGGAAGGUAACACGGAGAUAAGAAAGAAAAAAGGAAGAUUUGUGAAGAGCUGGUGACCAGGUGAACACAGAACACAAUGGAAGCAAUUAGAAAACAAGCUAGCAGAUUGAGAGAACAAGUUGCGAGACAGCAGCAGGCUGUCUUCAAGCAAUUUGGAGGAGGAGGAUACGGUUCUGGUUUAUCUGAUGAAGCAGAACUCAAUCAGCAUCAGAAGCUAGAAAAGCUUUACAUUUCCACCCGUGCUGCCAAGCAUUACCAAAGAGAUAUUGUUCGUGGUGUGGAAGGUUAUAUUGUCACUGGGUCAAAACAAGUUGAGAUAGGGACCAAACUGUCUGAGGAUAGCAGGAAAUAUGGUUCAGAUAAUACAUGUACGAAUGGUAACGUAUUAAUAAGGGCUGCACUGAGCUAUGGGCGUGCUCGGGCACAAAUGGAGAAGGAGCGUGGAAAUAUGUUAAAGGCUCUUGGUACACAGGUUGCUGAGCCACUACGAGCAAUGGUUUUGGGAGCUCCGUUGGAGGAUGCUAGACAUCUUGCUCAACGUUAUGACAGAAUGCGCCAAGAAGCUGAAGCUCAGGCUACAGAAGUUGCAAGACGUCAAGCAAAGGCGAGAGAGUCUCAAGGUAAUCCUGACAUCCUGAUGAAACUCGAAUCUGCUGAAGCAAAACUUCACGACUUAAAAUCAAAUAUGACAAUACUGGGGAAGGAAGCUGCUUCUGCUUUAGCUUCCGUUGAGGAUCAACAACAAAAAUUGACUCUUGAACGACUUCUUUCAAUGGUUGAAUCUGAACGUGCCUACCAUCAAAGAGUCCUCCAAAUACUUGAUCAGCUCGAAGGAGAGAUGGUAUCUGAGAGGCAACGUAUAGAAGCUCCCUCUACUCCCUCGAGUGCAGAAAGUAUGCCGCCACCUCCAUCAUAUGAGGAAGCUAAUGGAGUGUUUGCAUCUCAGAUGCAUGACACGUCAACAGAUAGCAUGGGUUACUUCUUAGGAGAGGUCUUGUUCCCAUAUCACGGUGUGACAGAUGUCGAGCUGAGCUUAUCAACUGGUGAAUAUGUUGUUGUUAGAAAGGUUACAGGCAGCGGAUGGGCAGAAGGUGAAUGCAAAGGCAGAGCCGGUUGGUUCCCUUACGAGUACAUUGAAAGACGGGAACGAGUUCUUGCUAGCAAAGUGUCCGAAGUUUUCUGAGAAUUCAAAGGCAACAUCGUGGUUUGUCGCUGUUGGUAAUGGAAUUGAGUUGCUUCUGUAGAAGAGUUGUGUGUUCUGUAGAAAGAAAAAGAAAGAGAGAAAGAUUCACCGGCUAAAUAGAUUUUGGGAUUGAAUUAACGUUCAUGAGGAUCAGAGUUGAUGUGGAUUUCUGCGAUUUUCUGAAUCUGCUACUGUUCAAUUUUUAGGACCUCUCUUUGGCAUUUGAUGUAAACGCCUAAUCUCUUAUCUAUCUUCAUAUGUGUAUACAGUUAUUUUUUUGGGGUCUUAUUUGUGACCUUUCUUUGUUCAAAUUACUUUCAUUUGAUAACACCUUAAAAUGUUAUAAAGAAGUGAUUA
This is a messenger RNA of Camelina sativa (false flax), 1658 nucleotides long. Its product is annotated as SH3 domain-containing protein 2. Gene Ontology annotation, molecular function: protein binding. Lineage: Eukaryota; Viridiplantae; Streptophyta; Magnoliopsida; Brassicales; Brassicaceae. The record is from RefSeq and is a predicted model, not a curated record.